CCCACUUCAGUUACGACAAUUGUACCCAAGGUAACUCUAUCUUAUCACAUUGCUGAUCAACAAUUAAGAACACCAAAUUAACGUGUGGUUCCAGUACAAGUUGAUACUAUACAAUUGUAUAUCAAGUGUUUGUGAUAAUGAUAUUUUGAUUAUUAUAAGAGAGAACACAGAUAUUAAGAAGGUUUCUAUUAGCAAUGAGAAGUGAAGAGAUUGUGUUGUCCUUCUCCUUUCUUCUUCUCUGGCUGCCGAUAUGCUUCGAAAUAUGUUUGGGUGGAGAUACUCUGAAGGCUAACCAGAACAUAACUCAGGACUCCGAGGGAAACCUUGUUUCAUCCAACGCCACAUUUGAGCUGGGCUUCUUUUCUCCUGCUGAAAAAAGUGGAGGGAAAUAUCUAGGGAUUUGGUAUCACGGCUUGGAACAACAAACAGUGGUGUGGGUUGCCAACAGAGAUGAUCCUGUUGCCGAUUCCAGUGGAGUUUUUCGAAUUGCGGAGGAUGGAAAUCUGGUGGUAGAAGAUGCAUUCAAAAGUCGCUGGUCUUCUAAACUUGAACCAUCCUCGUUCUCAAACAGAACAUUGAAGCUCCUAGAUUCUGGGAAUCUUGUACUAAUAGAGGAUGACUCUGAAACGAGAUACGUGUGGGAAAGCUUCCGAAACCCAACAGACACGUUUCUUCAGGGCAUGAAAAUGGACGCGACUUUAUCGUUGACUUCUUGGAGAGACUCAGCUGACCCAGCAUCUGGGGACUUCACCUUCAAGCUGGAUGAAAGUAGAACCUUGGUGGUGUUAAAACAAUUGCAACUUUACUGGAAGGAGUCACUUGAUGGAUCCAAUACAAGGAUCUAUCAUUUCUUGAACCUGAACACUUCACGGAACAGGAAUUCAAGCAGCUUGUUGUUUCAACCAAAUCAUCUUAAUCACAUUAACGGAACAUCAAGGCUAAUAAUGAAUUCUAGCGGGGAGAUACAGUUUGUGAAGUUGGACGAGGACGAUAGGCAAUGGGAUCAACUGUGGGGGGAACCAUCUAGCGUGUGCGACGUGUAUGACUAUUGCGGGUUCGGCAUAUGUAACGAGAAUAAUUUGAAUUUGGCCAGUUGCAAAUGUUUGCCAGGAUUCAGACCCAAGGACGGAAAAAACCUCGGCGAAGGGUGUGUGAGAAAAUCAACGUCUUGUACUGACAGGAAUGUGACGUUCCUGCACUUAACCAACAUAAAAGUGGGUGACCAUGGCGAAUACCAUGAUUCGGAAACAGAAGCAGAGUGUGAAUCCUUAUGCCGUAACCAUACCUUUAGCAAGUGUCCUCAGACCCAGUGCCAGGCAUAUUCAUAUUCAUAUAGUUCCCGAAGACAGCUUGAUGAAGAUGGUCAUGGUUAUAACUCUACAUGCGAGAUCUGGACGGGAAGUUUAUCCAUUCGUGUAGGUGGUCGUCGCAAUCUUUCUCUCCUUGUUAAGAGAUCAGAUAUAGAAGCAACUGCAAAAUCGUGUAAACCUUGCGGUGUAAACGAGAUUCCUUAUCCGCUAAGCACUGGGCCAAACUGUGGAGACCCCACGUACAACAAGUUCAAUUGCAAUGAAUUGACGGGCGACCUUAGCUUCGUGAUGCCGGGAGGAAAGUCAUAUCAAGUUAAUUCGAUCGAUGAAGAUACCAGAAUAUUUUACAUUAUAACAGAUCAUUCAUAUUUGUGUGGUUCCAAAAAUAAAAAUAACACUGUUGAAUUUCCAUUCAAAGCUGAGUCAGAGUGUUCCAGAAAUGAUGGAAUGGUUAUAAUCAGCUGGGAAGCAGCGCCAGAACCUCCCUGUAAGAAUCCCACAGACUGCGAGAAUUGGCUCCAUUCGACAUGCACUGAAACAAGUAACGGAGAUCGCAGGUGCCAUUGCAAUUCUCACUAUAAGUGGAAUAACUCAAUUAUGAUAUGUGCCCAAGAAAAGCGUUCAACCAACCCACUGGCAAUGACUUUGGUAAUUUUUAGCAGCAUGGUGAUUCUGGGAUGUAUAAUAGCAUUUCUCAUUUUGUGGAGAAAGAGAAAGGCUCAUAAGCGUGAUAGUGCAGAUGAAGCAAGUAGUCGAAUUCAAGAUAGCUUGUACGAGAGUGAAAGACAUGUGAAAGGUUUGAUUGGCUUAGGAAGUUUAGAAGAAAACGACAUUGAAGGCAUUGAAGUGCCCUGUUAUACUUUUGCAAGCAUUCUAGCAGCUACAGAUAAUUUCUCAGAUUCUAACAAGCUUGGAAAAGGAGGUUAUGGACCUGUAUACAAGGGAACGUUUUCUGGAGGUCAUGAUAUAGCCGUAAAGAGACUUUCAAAUGUUUCCACUCAAGGGUUACAAGAAUUCAAAAAUGAGGUUAUUCUGAUUGCCAAACUUCAACACCGGAACCUUGUCAGACUAAGGGGCUAUUGCAUAAAAGGAGAUGAAAAAAUCUUGCUUUAUGAAUACAUGCCAAACAAGAGCUUGGACUCCUUCAUAUUUGACCGAACAAGAACUUUACUUCUAGAUUGGCCAAUGCGAUUCAAGAUAAUUGUAGGCAUUGCGCGAGGCAUGCUCUAUCUUCACCAAGACUCCAGAUUGAGAGUGAUUCAUAGAGAUUUAAAGACUAGCAACAUUCUUCUAGAUGAGGAGAUGAAUCCAAAGAUAUCAGACUUUGGUUUAGCCAAAAUAUUCGGUGGAAAAGAAACUGAAGCAAGUACAGAAAGAGUAGUGGGAACCUAUGGAUAUAUGGCUCCAGAGUAUGCAUUGGAUGGACUUUUCUCAGUCAAAUCUGAUGUUUUCAGCUUUGGAGUAAUAAUUCUAGAGAUCCUCAGUGGAAAAAAGAACACAGGAUUUUAUGAAUCCAAACAAAUUUCUAGCCUUUUGGGUUAUGCAUGGAAGUUGUGGACAGAGAAUAGGCUUCUGGAUUUAAUGGAUUCGUGCAUUGGUGAAACCUGCAACGAAAAUGAAUUCAUUAAGUGUGCAAUUAUUGGGCUAUUAUGCAUUCAAGAUGAACCAAUCGAUCGACCCAGUAUGUCAAAUGUUUUGUUCAUGCUUGACAGAGAUACAAAAACCAUGCCAUUGCCAAUUCCCACACAACCAACAUUUUUUGUGAACAAGCAUUAUUCUAGCUCAGCUUCCUCUUCUAGCAAACCAGAGACAAGUCUGCAAUUUGACACCAGUUAUCAACAAGGUCGAUAGUGCACGAUGGAGCCAACAGUUUUUCCUGCUGUUUUUAUAUAUCAUUUUAAACUGCGAGUUUGAAUGUAUAAAUAUAAAUUUAAACCAUAACUUUUUAUUCUC
This is a messenger RNA of Vigna angularis (adzuki bean), 3263 nucleotides long. RefSeq names its product G-type lectin S-receptor-like serine/threonine-protein kinase At4g03230. Gene Ontology annotation, molecular function: ATP binding; protein serine/threonine kinase activity. The transcript is spliced from 8 exons. Gene Ontology annotation, biological process: recognition of pollen; protein phosphorylation. The record is from RefSeq and is a predicted model, not a curated record. Lineage: Eukaryota; Viridiplantae; Streptophyta; Magnoliopsida; Fabales; Fabaceae. Bases 195 to 3161 code for a protein of 988 amino acids.